UUUUUCUUACCCACGAAGAAGCACCGGAAAAAGUAAUGUCUGUCAACGGAAGUGUACAAUUUCAAAAUGGCGCUGGACGGAAUGGAUCAUAUGGACGUAGAAGAUAGCAAAGGGGGCACCGGCCUCCGCCAAUAUUACCUGUCAAAAAUAGAGGAGUUACAGCUCACAGUGAACGACAAGAGUCAAAAUCUUAGACGUUUACAGGCACAGAGGAAUGAGCUCAAUGCCAAAGUGCGCCUCCUUCGAGAGGAGCUUCAGCUUCUGCAGGAGCAGGGCUCCUAUGUUGGGGAGGUGGUGAGAGCCAUGGACAAGAAGAAGGUUCUGGUCAAGGUUCAUCCUGAGGGAAAGUUUGUGGUGGAUGUUGACAAGAACAUUGACAUUAAUGAUGUCACUCCCAACUGCCGCGUUGCCCUGAGAAACGACAGCUACACCCUCCACAAGAUCCUACCCAACAAAGUGGACCCCUUGGUGUCCCUGAUGAUGGUGGAGAAGGUUCCUGACUCCACGUACGAGAUGAUUGGCGGCCUGGACAAGCAGAUUAAGGAGAUCAAGGAAGUGAUCGAGCUGCCUGUGAAACACCCGGAGCUCUUUGAGGCCCUGGGUAUCGCACAGCCAAAGGGUGUGCUGCUGUAUGGUCCUCCUGGCACAGGGAAGACCCUGCUGGCCAGGGCUGUGGCUCACCACACAGACUGCACCUUCAUCAGGGUGUCUGGCUCUGAGCUCGUCCAGAAGUUCAUUGGGGAAGGGGCACGUAUGGUCCGUGAGCUCUUCGUCAUGGCCAGAGAGCAUGCUCCCUCCAUCAUCUUCAUGGAUGAGAUUGACUCGAUCGGCUCGUCUCGUCUGGAGGGCGGCUCUGGAGGAGACAGCGAGGUGCAGAGGACCAUGCUGGAGCUCCUCAACCAGCUGGACGGCUUCGAGGCCACCAAGAACAUCAAGGUUAUUAUGGCAACCAAUCGUAUUGACAUUCUGGAUUCAGCAUUGCUGAGGCCUGGCCGUAUCGACAGGAAGAUCGAGUUCCCCCCUCCCAAUGAGGAGGCUCGCUUAGACAUCUUGAAGAUCCACUCCCGUAAGAUGAAUCUGACCCGUGGCAUCAACCUGCGCAAGAUCGCCGAGCUCAUGCCCGGAGCAUCGGGGGCAGAGGUCAAGGGGGUGUGUACGGAGGCUGGCAUGUACGCACUAAGGGAACGGAGGGUCCACGUCACCCAGGAGGACUUCGAGAUGGCUGUUGCUAAGGUCAUGCAGAAGGACAGCGAGAAGAACAUGUCCAUCAAGAAGCUCUGGAAGUAGUUGCUUCAAAGUCCACUUACUCUCAAACACCCGGCAGUGUCUCAUCACAUACAUGUAUAUUUUUUUUCUUUUGUUUUCAUGAGUUGAAUUUAUAAUUGUUACCUAAAUGCUAAAUAAAAUAAAACCCCUCUUGAGUAUAA
Engraulis encrasicolus (European anchovy) is the source of this 1427-nucleotide messenger RNA. It is a transcript of the gene psmc5, whose product is annotated as proteasome 26S subunit, ATPase 5. NCBI's taxonomy places the organism in Eukaryota, Metazoa, Chordata, Actinopteri, Clupeiformes, Engraulidae. The coding region runs from base 67 to 1287 and encodes 406 amino acids. Gene Ontology annotation, cellular component: proteasome regulatory particle, base subcomplex. Gene Ontology annotation, biological process: proteasome-mediated ubiquitin-dependent protein catabolic process. The transcript is spliced from 12 exons. Gene Ontology annotation, molecular function: ATP binding; ATP hydrolysis activity; proteasome-activating activity. The record is from RefSeq and is a predicted model, not a curated record.